Lampris incognitus (smalleye Pacific opah) is the source of this 1417-nucleotide messenger RNA. It is a transcript of the gene hmgn3, whose product is annotated as high mobility group nucleosomal binding domain 3. Gene Ontology annotation, cellular component: chromatin; nucleus. Gene Ontology annotation, biological process: chromatin organization. The transcript is spliced from 7 exons. NCBI's taxonomy places the organism in Eukaryota, Metazoa, Chordata, Actinopteri, Lampriformes, Lampridae. The coding region runs from base 130 to 483 and encodes 117 amino acids. The record is from RefSeq and is a predicted model, not a curated record. Gene Ontology annotation, molecular function: nucleosomal DNA binding.
UAUUGUCGAGGGGGCUUUAGAUAUUGAUCCUCUAUUUCGAAGGUAGUUCAAAAUUCACCUCUCAGACCUUCAGGUUUCAUCUCCCUACUCGCCGGGGUUCCAGUUCGUCCAUCCAAAGGAAAAAAAAAAAUGCCGAAGAGAAAGUCUCCUGAGGGUGCUGAGGGCAAGGAGGCCUCCAAAGUCACAAAGCAAGAGCCCACCAGAAGGUCGGAGAGAUUGUCAGCGAAACCUGCUCCACCUAAGCCUGAGGUCAAGCCAAAGAAGGCUAUCAUCAAGAAGCCGGCAGAUGAUAAGGGGCAGAAGGCAAAGAAAGGCGGAGUUAGGGGGAAGAAGGAUGACGGUCCCGCCCAGAAUGGAGAUACUAAGACCGAUGAGAUCUAUGUGUCUCGUCCUUGUGUAAGUGUGUCUUCCAUCAGAAGAGUGGCCCCCUCCUCGAUGUCAGUGAGAGGGCAGAGCGAGACAGUCAAAGUCAAGGGUAACUGAAAAGGCUGAAGAGGUGACUGAGAAGAAGGCAUAAAAAAGAGGGACUCCUCCUUGACACCAUGGCAGCAAAACAUCUUUUUUUACUGAGAAUUUUGUAACAUGCUGAUUUUUUUUUUAGACUUGUGAUAGUAGAAGUGGAUAACCAGGAGCCCCCCACCACCAUCCCAUGUUCACACUCGUCCUUUCAGCUCCCGUUCCAUCUCUUCUUAACUCUUUUUCCCCCCCCCAUCCAUUCUGUACUGAUACAUGCUGCUCGGAAGCUGAAAGACAGAAUGAAGUGAUUUUUUUAUUUUGAUUUUUUUAUCAAAAGGCCACAGAUGUUUUUCAUUUUGCCUGAAGGGGGCUGUACACAAGACUGUUAUGUCCUCUAAAUAACUUCUGCCUACAGUUUUACCACUUCUUCUCUGCACAAGAUGAUCCUUGUUGGGCAGUUAGACUGGAGCGACGACAGUCACAAUUUUCUACAUUUUUUUCCCUGAUGUUUUGGGCCUGGAUUUGAAGGCGUGCCGAGACCGAAUUUGUGUCAGCGGGUGGUUUGAAUAUAGAGCUCCGACAACACACAUGAAACAGACCAAGCCGUGUUACAUCCGAGGUGACCAUGGGGGGUGGGGCGGGGGGUGGUGGUACAUUUACAGCUUUUUAAAAUGUGAUAAUAGAUAGUUUUUGGAAUAACAACCACUGUACUUCAGGUGAUUCUGUCGUAUGUGGGUGUUUUACUGAGUGUUCCUGUGGUUCUCUGUUUAUAACCUUGUUCAGUUUGUUUCCCUUGUUUGUUUUUUUCCCUCUUUUUUUCUACCCUCUUGUCCUGCAGCAGAGCGACAUAGCAAUAAUGAGUUGUGCUUCUGUUCUAGAAGGCCUUAUUUGCUUUGGACCCUCUGGGCUUCUGAGUUUCAUCCUAUUUGGAAAAUAUUUUUCAAAUAAAAGAAAAAGUUGA